Molecule: messenger RNA, 1376 nt
Organism: Pollicipes pollicipes
Lineage: Eukaryota; Metazoa; Arthropoda; Thecostraca; Pollicipedomorpha; Pollicipedidae
Product: protein turtle
Biological process (GO): axon guidance; homophilic cell-cell adhesion; dendrite self-avoidance
Cellular component (GO): plasma membrane; axon
Molecular function (GO): cell-cell adhesion mediator activity
Source: RefSeq, a predicted model, not a curated record
AUGCGACUCGGUCGGCCGGCCCGGACCAUGAUCGGCGUCUGGACGGCGCUGCUCCUCAUCCCGGCCGCCACCGGAUUGAACCUGCAGAAUGCGAAGCACCUGACGGCGCUGGUCGGGCAGGGUGUGGUGCUUGACUGCCCUCUGGACUUCCCCGACGGCCAACCCGUGCCCUACGUCAUCGAGUGGAGGAAACAGGAGCUCCAUCCGCCCCUGUACAUCUGGUACGACGGCUACCCUCCGCACGUGGCCGACAGCUACGAGGGCCGGGUCCGCCGGGUGGACUUGCGGAGCACACAGUACGGCAUGGCCUCGCUCAACAUGACCAACAUCACCGAAAUGGACGCUGGCUGGUACGAGUGUGUCGUCCACUUUCUGGACCGGUCACCGGCCGAGCUGGGAAACGGCACCUGGGUUCACCUGGAUAUACACGCUCCUCCCCGGCUGGUCACCACUCCUCCAAAGAACCUGUUCGUCAACGUCGGAGACUCGGAGAUCCUGGCGUGUGAGGCCAGGGGCACCCCGGAGCCGGUCAUCAGCUGGUACAAGGCCACGCCGCCAUUGUGACGGGGCCAGCGAACCUGACGCGCAUGGAGGCGACGCGGGCCGUGUUCACGUGCGAGGGCCGCGCCCGGCCGUCCAACUUCAGCCUGCGCUGGCUCCGAGACGACAUCCCCGUGGAGCAGCACAGCGGCCUCGAGAAACGCUUCAAAAUCUCGGGCAACGGCUCGCUGGUGAUCGACCCGGUAGCGGCGGAAGACGCCGGCAUGUUCACCUGCGAGGUCUCCAACGGCAUCGGCAGGCCGGAGCGGGCCUCAGGCUUCCUCGAGGUCCAGUACGCGGCUCACGUGCCAUACACGCCUUCGGUGCAGUAUCUGCCGACCGGGCUGCAGGGCGUUAUACGCUGCCACAUCAAGUCCAACCCUCCCAUCCAGUUUGUCACGUGGUUCCGAAACGGGCGGAAGUACGAGCCGGAGAACGUGCCGGGCGUCACGCUGCUACUCAACGGCUCACUGCUGAUAGAGUCGGUGCGGCACGAGCACCAGGGCACCUACCGCUGCCGGCCGUUCAACCAGCACGGCUCUAGCGGCGAGUCGGGCGAGAUGCAGGUGGUGGUGCGCGAGCCGCCGCGCUUCGUGCUCCGGCCUAAGAACCUGUACCAGCGCAAGGUGCACGACGCCAUCCAGAUGCCUUGCGUGGUGGAAGGCUCGCCUGCGCCCCAAGUCAUGUGGAGGAGGCAUGACAACCAGAGCCUUCCCAGCGACCGGGUGUUCAUCAACAAAGGCAACAUCACCAUCAAGUCGCUGCGAAAGUCCGACUUCGGCUACUAUGAGUGUGUGGCAAGAAGCAGUGUGGCGACCAUUGUCACCUCAACACAG